Molecule: messenger RNA, 921 nt
Organism: Paramecium sonneborni
Lineage: Eukaryota; Ciliophora; Oligohymenophorea; Peniculida; Parameciidae
Source: the annotation of a GenBank genome assembly
AUGAUAAAAUUAUCAAGCUUGAUAUUUUUUAUGGUUUCGUAAGUGUUUUGUUUAGAUUAAUGGCAAUGCACAUGCGAAUAGUUAAUGACAGAAUUUGACUGUAUGACAUAGUAAAAGAAUAGAUUUAAGAUGGGAGAGAUUGAUUAAUCUUCAAUUUGUUUCUGGUAUUAAGAAAAAUGUUAAAAUCUAAUGAAUUAUCUAUCUGAUGUUAGUUGUACAAGUUUAAACAACUAGGAAUGUACAUUUGUGAGUGAUACUUUAUUCACAAUUAAUCCAAUAUGUGCAUGGUAUUAUAAAGCUGAUGGAGGAUAAUGCACUAAAUUUACAAGGUGUUAAGAUUAUUAAUAUUAAUCUGAAAUAAUAGCUGAGGUAGAAUGUAAAAAUAUUGGAUGUAAUAGAAUUAAAAAUAAAUGCUCAUUUGAUUAUAGAGGAAGACAAGAAUAGUAAUGUUCAGAAAUUGGAGACUAAAAAACUUGCGAUGUCACUUUUUUAAAGGAUAAACUUACAAUAUGUCAAUGGAAUAAUACUACAAAAAAAUGUGGAGGCUUUAAUUUUGAGCAAUGUGCUGAUUUAAAGAAAUAAGAAGAUUGUAAUUUAGCAAAUACCUUUUGUCGUUGGAAAUAAGAAUAAUGUUUAGAAAGAAAUUGUGCAGAUAAAGAGUUGCAGUAUAAAUCUGGCAGUUAAUUUUGUAUUUCAUAUUACAGCUUGACAAAUAAAAAGUAUAUCUAAUGUGUAGAAAAUGAUAAUGGAGAUUGCAUUGAAAAUGAUCCAGAAUUAUUGCUUGAAUCUUAAUGUAAUUAUUAUAGUCGUCUUACCUAUUAAUGGAAUACAACUACUUCAACUUGUACUCCAUGUAUAUACUUGGCUUAAAGUUUCAUAAUUAAAGUUAGUAUUAUUAUUUUAUUUACCAUUAUUUUGUGA